UGUGACGACACACUUUUCGUACAUUUUCGUCCUUAUUUGCGCUUUACAUACGGCCUAUUUUGAAGAUUCUGAAAAUUAGAAAACCUUUAUAUAUACAUAUGACGUCAUAUUCACUUUAUGUUCGCGUUCACGUAAUGUUUUUCUAGCGGAUUUUCUACGUGUUAAGUGUUUAUAUAUUUUUACAGUAUCAGUGAGUCGUGAACGGAUUUUAAAUGAAAAAUGCAACUUCAUCCUGAUUAGUGAUUAGCCAGUGAGCUGCGUGUACAAUUAUUUAAGGUUAGAUUAAACAUUUUCCUCCAUAAUUGUUUAUAAUAAACCUAAACACCAUUAUUCGUCAUUUGUGGGCGUUACGAAUGAAGUAAAUAAACGACCAAAACCGACGGUUAUUUUAGUACAAAAAUAGAAUAAGUACUGAAAGCGCGUCGCGCGUUAUUUUUACUCUCUAAACAUAGGGGAGAGUUUAUUCUUGUAGUUUGAAAUAAAAUCAAAGAGAUUCGUAUACGGCUAGUUGCAUGAGUAAAUGUGUUAGUUUUUGACUUUAAUUUAAUCUGGACGCGAUGGAGUUGAGAUCCAGUAGGUCCAGAUCCAAGACUCCAUUUACACAGAUUGAGAGCUUCGAUAAAGAACUUAUCGAAAGAGGAAAUCAUGUGGAGAAGACCGUUACAAGGACCACGAGAAGAACAACUACUGUUAGGACGAAUGAUAACGCCACGAGUUCUACAGAUGAAUUUACAUCUUACGCUAGGCCAGUGAGACGAUCCGCUCGUUCUGAGAGGAAUGUCCGAAAAUUGUACAAAACCUCAGACUAUUCCUCAGAGGAUGGUGAGAACGAGGUUAGUUCGACGAGGACCAUAAGUCAGAAUGAGCGAAACCAACUCAUAGAAGAUGCCAGAGCCGCCGCCAAUGGCACUAAUGAGGUGUCGGCUUUAAAUUUGUAUAAGAAAUCAGGACGAUAUUGGGAUGUAUACCCAAAGACAGACUGGACGUAUUCCCAUCACUCCAAGGACAGAGUAGAGUUAGCGCCUGGCAUCGUUGCCAUGCCAAACAUGUCCCGUAAAACCAUCCACUCUGUCCACAGUUCCGACAGCUCUCUGUCCCAGACAGAUUUCAUGAACAAAGAGACCAACACAGACACCGUAUCCGAAUCACAAUCACAAUCACGGUCAGACCACAAGAGCUGGUACGCCGACCUGUACUCUGCCCGUCCCCGGCAAUUAUUCAAUAACAAUUACGAUAGCGACUAUGAGAUCUACGAGAAGAAGUCCUACACCGUCAGCAGAUGGAGGCGAUUCACAAGAUCUGUGGUGCGGAUUUUUACCUCUAUUUUCACUGUGUUCUACUAUGGCUACGAGGUGCAAACGUCGUGGUUUGCCAAGUUGCACAAGUUCACCAGCAGGGUAAUGCUGCUGGAUACUUGGUUGUUGUUGAAGACGGGACGAGGCAAUAAGAUGGCGAGACUCGCGGCGUUGUGUCUGCUGCCGCUGCUGCUGUUUGGGGGUUGGUGGCUGUUGUCCAGCCUCGGAAGUACCUUGUAUGGAGCUUAUUUCAACUCUACCGCCACCCACGUUCCAGUUGCUACAAAAAUAGAAGCUGAUUUACAAGAAGAGCUUACCCGGCACCAAGACGACGCUCACGUUGAUAAACAAGCCGUUGAAGAAAAAAUUAUAAAAAUCACUGAAAAGAUUUACUUGGAACCUCCGAAAGCUAACGAGAUUGCAGCGGGAUUAUCGUCGGAACAACUAGAAGCGAUAUCAAGGUCCUUGAAAAACUCGAUUGACAUAAGCGAGCAGUUCAAUACUGAAGACGUAGUUCAAAAAAUAGUGCACAAUCCAAGCUUUCAGGCGAUCGUCAACAAUUACAACAGCAUAAACGUGAAUAAGGAAAACGCCAAUAUUAAUUUGGAUUUCUUGAAUAGUCAACAAGGGGUUAUAGAUAAUUUAAGGGAAGAGAUCCAGAGAGUGAAGCGAGACAUGUUGGACAUAGAAAAAAAUCGUCAGGAGGAUCUAAAGAAGCUUUUAGCUGACUUUAAAGCAGAAAACGCUCUAACUUCGGCUCACUUCACGUACCAGUUGAACCGGUGUUGUAGGAAGCCUAUAAUCAACAUCGAGAGUUACGUAAAUAGAAUCCUAGGCAACCUCUUAAACGAUGCAGAGUUUCUCAAGAACCAAAAAGGUCUCAACGAUUAUUUGCACACAAUGUUCGUUGCUAAACAAGAUUUAGAAUUACAGUUAAUCAAUUUAACGCGCAAUUUGAAUUCUAAAUACGACGAUUUGAUAGCGGAGAACAGCAGGAUAAUCAUGGAUGCCGUCACUAAGAAAAUAACCCUGGAGUUGAACGAGAACUUAAAAUCUGACGUCCAUAUUUCUAAACGUGACGUUUCGCUAGGAUCCGUUUCCGAGGAUCGUAUAAAGGAGAUUGUGAAGAGCACUCUGGCUAUAUAUGACGCCGACCGAACGGGACUAGUCGAUUAUGCAAUGGAAACGAUGGGCGGGCAGAUUUUAACGACUAGGUGUACGGAAAACUACCACUACGGUAAAGCAGUAGUGUCGGUGCUAGGUAUUCCUCUGUGGUACCCUGUGAAUUCUCCAAGGACGAUCAUAACGCCCAGUAUAAGCCCGGGUGAGUGCUGGGCCUUCCAGAACUUCCCGGGGUUUGUCGUUAUAAGGUUAUCGAACCGAGUACAGGUGGAGGCCUUUUCCUUGGAACACAUAAGCAAGCUCUUAGUGCCCGACGGAAAAAUCGACUCGGCACCCAAGGACUUUGAAGUUUAUGGAUUUACUAGUGAAAACGAUAAGGAACCCGUGCUUCUCGGAACUUACGUUUACAACUACGACAAAGAACCUUUACAGUUCUUCCCCGUUCAGAGUGAGGGACACGUGUUUGAGAUUGUCGAAAUAAGGAUUAUUUCUAACCACGGAAAUCCUAACUACACAUGCUUGUAUAGGUUUAGGGUGCACGGCAAGUUAAGUCAAGAAGCAACUUAAUUUGUUUUGUAUCGGGUCGCGGAAUUGAUCUCGAUUUGGUUAUGAAUCGGGUUUUUAACAAUUGCUAAAUUUCGUAUUAGGUACGGUUUAAUUCUCAAAUGGUCAAAAUAAUUUACAAAAUUACAAAUUUGUUUUUGAUAAUGUCAUUGAAAAAGAAAGACUGAUCGCCUCCUGAUAAUCAAUGCUUUGAUUUUUUAGGAGUAGGUUCAAGUCGGUUGUAAAUCUGUGGGUAACUGUCGUUUAUUCUAAUAAUUCUUUAUAUUUCCUUUGUUUAUAUAAAAUAUAGUUGGACGACGAAUCAAACGAAAGUACUAGAAAUGGGAAUUGUAUAAGCGAGUUGCCGUCUAGUAUUUUUAUUCCCAACUGUGACUGGUUCUCCAGCUUUCUUGUAACAAAAAUAUAUGUUUUGGACUUAAAAAAAUUCUUGCAAUUCGUUAAAAAUGUCAGCGGUCCAGUCAUCCUCAGCAUUUUCUUGGCCUACGUGUAUAUAGUCAUCGUAAUCAUGCAUAUGUAUCUGUGUUCAUAGUAUAUUAAUUUAUUUGUAGAUUUGUACAUAUCAUUUUCUCUAUAUCGCGCGUUGUUGCAUCACUUGGAUGCACGGUGUUAGGCUAUUUAUAUCGAGUGUUCUACAAUUUUAGAUCUUAACCGUUGUGAAUUUUUUAUACGAGUUUUUGAUAGCAAUACUACUAACAUCGUACUUAAUUGGUAAACAUUUUAAUCAGCGACAAAAAUUGUUGCGUUGUGACAGUUUUAUUCAAUCGGAAGAUUAAUUGUGUAAGAAACCAAACGACCUCAUUUAUUUUUUAGCAUAAUAAUUACGAAAAUUAACAAAGAAUAUUUUUUCAAAAUAUUUCUACACUAGUUUUACGAUUUACAAUUAAUUUUAUUUAUAGUAUUAUUAUAACUUUGUUUGACGUGUACUGGUAACUACUAACUGUUUUUUUACAGGAUUGUGAAAUAUGAGCAAAUAUGUAUGGGUUUUGUCUGCCACAUAAAAAAAAUUAGAGAUGGGCACUUUUUGGAAAAGUGUGUUAACGGACAUGUCGAUGAAAUGUCGGGAAAAAUACUUUUGACCUUGAAUCUAAUAAGGCACCUUUGAGUGAUGUCAUGUUUUCACAGGUUCACUCCUUGAGAGUACACAAAGCAAAAUAUUACUUCCAUUCUAAUGAAUAUGUGUCGAUAUAUUUUACUUAUUACCUAUCUUUAGACUUUUUUAUAAACUGGUUUCUAAUUUUCCUCGGAAAGCCAAUACACUUAUUGAAAUGUUUUUCCAUCCUACUGGAAUUCUUAAAAAUUGUUUUUGAGCAGAAAUUACAUUUAUAUUGAUUUUUACUCAAUUCAGAAAAAUAUAACCAAACUGUUGAUUUUGGCGUCAUACUCCAUUUAUAAACUAUGUGUAUUAAAUAUUUAAUUUAGAAUCAACUGAUUACCAUUUGCUAAUCGUUAACUUUGCCAAAAAAUAAUAAAAUAUGGGACAUAUAAAAGAGGUUAUAUUUUUAAAAUGUCAGUUUCAGUUAAACAAUUACCAACAACAUCAACAAAAUUCGUGUACCAACCUCAAAAAUUUUUUGCGGGAAUUAUGAAUGCAACAAAUAACUCCACGCAUGCGCAUACAACUUUUCAAUCUUGGAAGUCCUCAGGAUGUCCGAUGUGUAAACUUUUCACAUGUCCAGCUGAAUCAAAUCAACUGAUAUGUCCGCGGCACAUCUCUAAAAAAGAUAUUCCAACUUUAAAUAUUAAACAAAAUUUGCUGUAUUUCACGAUCCUGUAAGUGUAUUUUAUACUAAUAUAGACUAGGAUACGGAUAUUUUUACUUUUGAAACGUCUAUUAUUUCACUUGCCUGUUAUUCCAAAGAACUUUAACUUUACUAAUAAUUACUUUUACGUUACGUGAUGAGUCUCAAUUAGGUUGUUAUCGUUUGUGUUUCGUUAGUUGGUUUCUUAUCGUACUAAAAACUUAGAUGACAUUAAUGGUUAGUGUUAAUGUGAGUCUGUGAUUCGCUGUAAAAUAAAUAAUGUUUGAGUACAAAUUCACUAUAGCCUAAGAAUCUAUACUAACAUGCCUUAUGCACUUUUUGAGGUCAAUUUUAUAUAUAUUUACACGAAAUGUUUUUGUUGUAUUCACUUUAGCAGAGCACUUUGUAUAUUUUUCAGUGUUGUAACUAGUUUGGUUUUAAUUAUUUAAUUUCUGUAUACUAAUGUUUAAGUAUUUUCAUGUUUUCACUUCAUAAAGUUUCAUAAUGUAAAAGUUGUAGGUACGUAUUUAUUUGCAUGUAAAAUAAUGACUACAUCUAAUUCUUUAAAUUUAUUUUUGUCACAGCAUAAGAUACCUACUAUUGUUAUAUAAUACGCAAAAAUUCUGGUUAUUGUCUGAUGAUAAUGGAGACAAUUGUAUUUUCAAAAUAAAUUUUUUUGUUAAAA
Messenger RNA from Anoplophora glabripennis (Asian longhorned beetle), 5405 nucleotides. It is a transcript of the gene koi, whose product is annotated as sun domain-containing protein 1. Gene Ontology annotation, biological process: nuclear envelope organization. Gene Ontology annotation, molecular function: protein-membrane adaptor activity. The record is from RefSeq and is a predicted model, not a curated record. The coding region runs from base 558 to 2984 and encodes 808 amino acids. The transcript is spliced from 4 exons. Gene Ontology annotation, cellular component: nuclear envelope; meiotic nuclear membrane microtubule tethering complex. Lineage: Eukaryota; Metazoa; Arthropoda; Insecta; Coleoptera; Cerambycidae.